Clarias gariepinus (North African catfish) is the source of this 4965-nucleotide messenger RNA. RefSeq names its product adhesion G protein-coupled receptor F4-like. Gene Ontology annotation, biological process: cell surface receptor signaling pathway; G protein-coupled receptor signaling pathway. Gene Ontology annotation, molecular function: G protein-coupled receptor activity. The record is from RefSeq and is a predicted model, not a curated record. The transcript is spliced from 15 exons. Gene Ontology annotation, cellular component: membrane. NCBI's taxonomy places the organism in Eukaryota, Metazoa, Chordata, Actinopteri, Siluriformes, Clariidae. Bases 287 to 2953 code for a protein of 888 amino acids.
UAUACCAACAACAGUGAGCACAACAACUGCACCCAAAACCAACUCAACUCCAACUACUCCACCCACAGACACCAGCCCGAGUGCUACAAUCUUAUCCACACCAUCUACAACCAACAAGCCCUCACCAAUCACUACAACUACUGACACCCAUGUAUUAACCUUUACAUUUACAAUAAAUGAAGUUUUUGACACUCAACUCAAUGACCAAACCAGUACAAAAUACAAAGAAUAUAAAAAGAAAAUUGAGAGUUCAAUUGAUUUAAGCUACAAAACUGUAACUGGUUACAUGGCAGGCACUGCAAAAGUGACAAACUUCAGGUCUGGUAGUGUCUUGGCAGACUUUAAUAUCAGCACUACUAGUGUUAACCUGGAUUUGGUAUCAGCAAAUGAAAACGUUGCUAAUGAUCUCCGUACUCAGGGAUUUAAUGUGAGCAACAAUGCAUUCAGUCGAAGCGUGAAAGAUGGACUAUAUAAAAGCAGCGGCAAUAUAUAUCCUGGGAGGAAUCUCACAUUGACCUGCAAUCCCCCAGUUAAUAAUAGCCUAACAUGGACUCGAGAUAAUGAAACACUACAUCAGUCAAAUAAUAUCCUUCAGAUCAAUAAUGCCUCUCCCAGUAACAAUGGCCAAUAUGCCUGCACAACAACAGUAAACUCAAUGCCAUAUGUGAUCUGGCAAAGCAUUAAUAUUGAGCCAUACCCCAUUAUCCAAGUGACCAGUGACAAACUUUUACAAUGUAAGGAUACCACAGUCCCACUGCAGUGCUGUGUUCAGUCAGUUUACCAAGUGAAAUGGGAUGCUUGCAACUCACCAUCGACAAACCCGGUGACAGGCUGCAUAUCAUGCGACUAUUCAGUUAAACAAACAGACUGCAUAAAUAAUGCAGUAGCACAGGUGAGAUGCCAACUCCAAAAUCCCCUCCCUGAAAGUACAAGUCAGAGUUACAACUCAAAGAGCAUCACCUUAAAUAUAGUUAACAAAACAUUUGACUGCUUUGAUAAUGUAUUUGGAGCUGGAAAUCUGGGAGAUAAAAGCUCUGGUAACUGUAUUGGAGAGAUGGUUGGCUAUCAAGUAGCUCAGUGUAAUCCCUUAAACCUCUGGAAACCCAUAGAAAACUCCUGUGUUCUUCCCAUCUUUAAAAAUUUACAAGAUACAGCUAAGACUUUACAGCUAGACAAAAUCCCCCAAUUUAUGGUCAACCUCAGCACUAAUGCUUUAUUAGCGAGUGAAAACAUCACUGACUCUUCAGCUACAAUAUUAACAAUUGUAGACAUACUAAACACUAUUUCGUAUCUCUCACAAACAAUUUUAAUUAGUCAACCUGUUAUGAAGAAUUUCCUAGAAACAACAGAGGUGAUUGGAUCAGAUGGUGCACAAAGCACAUGGGUGCUCAUAAACAGCAACAGUACAACUAGGCAUGUCAGUUCUGAACUUCUAAAAUCUACUGAGAAGAUUGCAACCAGACUAUCAAAUGGUAACUUCUCAAUACCAACAAACUUUAGUUCUCUUAACAAAACUUCCAUCAUUGCCCCCUUUUCUGGAACAUUUGGAGUAAAUUCAACGACCCAAAUAAAUAUUCCAGUGGCGAGUGCACAGACAUCCCUCACAGUCAUCAUUUCUUCAGCUUUUAAUAAUAUCUUACCUGUUCGAAAUCUGACCUACGAUGACAGCAAUCAAACUGGCACCAUCAUCAAUGGAGAUGUAGCUGUAAUUGAGACAAGCACAAAAAUUAACAGCAUCUCCCUUUCUUUUGAGGUCAAAAAUACGACGUUGGGAAACCCUCAGUGUGUCUUUUGGAACUUUAACCUUUUAAAUGGCAUUGGGGGAUGGGACUCGACUGGAUGUCUACUAAAGUCAUUACAAAAUGAAACUGAAAUAGUUACAUGUGAAUGCAACCACACAACAUCUUUUUCAAUUUUGAUGUCACCAUUUACUCCGGAUAAAGACUUAGCCAUAAUCUUAGACUAUAUCACAUACAUCGGUGUUGCUAUUUCAUUGGGCUGCUUGGUUUUGUGCCUCCUAAUUGAAAUCAUUAUAUGGAAAUCAGUAACAAGAAAUGACACGUCCUACAUGCGUCAUGUCUCUGUAGUCAACAUCGCUCUCUCCCUACUGAUUGCGGACAUAUGCUUUAUCAUUGGAGCAGCGGUAGUUAACCGAGGCGAAGGUCCCUGCAGUACAGCCACAUUCUUCAUGCACUUCUUUUAUCUUGCCCUUUUCUUCUGGAUGUUGUUGUCAGCACUCUUGCUCCUCUACCGCACCCUUAUGGUCUUUUCCAGAAUGACCAGAGGUGCAAUGAUGGCCAUAGCCUUUAGUGUUGGCUAUGGAGCCCCAUUAAUCAUAGCUGUGGUUACUGUGGCAUCUACAGCUGGACAACAUGGAUACAUUCAAAAAAAUUACAACUGUUGGCUAAACUGGAGUCAAACGAAGGCCCUCCUGGCAUUUGUGAUUCCUGCUCUAACUAUUGUAGCUAUAAACUUCCUAGUGCUUAUUGUGGUUCUGGUGAAGAUGUUGAGAAGAGGGGUUAAUGCUUCCACUCAGCAAGAUGAGAAACAUCCUUUAGUAGUGAUUGCUAGAUGUGUGGCGAUUCUAACACCUCUCUUUGGUCUAACGUGGGGAUUCGGCAUUGGAACCUUGGUAUCAUCGAACCGUGGAAUUCACAUUGUGUUCGCAUUCCUUAAUUCACUGCAGGGCUUCUUUAUUUUGGUCUUUGGAAUAUUACUGGAUAGUAAGGUCCGAGAAGCAUUGGCAGGAACGUUUUCACUGAGGAACUUUAGCUCUAAUCGGACUAGGAGUACAAGUGAGGGACCAUCAUCCUCAGGUGGAUUUCCUUUCUUUCGGAGACUACGGCAAAGAAAUGCAUACAACGUAUCGAGUGCUGGUGUUAUGUCUUCAAGCAACUCAGACACAGCUGGUCACAGCCAAAGUAGUAUGCCCAUCUUACAAGGGUCUGCUUAACUAUAUGAACAAGAAGAAAAACAUUUUUAUUGGUUUACAUUGUUUCUCAUUAACAUAUAAGAAAAUUAUAAAGUAAAUAAAAAUCAAAUUGGCAAGCUACCAAAACAUUUUUAGCCCUUCUUGCUACUAGUCUGUAUACCUGGAAGAUCCUUAAAAUGUGCAUCAUGCAAGAAGGGUGAUAUCGAAGGACAUAGGUUUAUAAAUUUAAUGUUUCACACUAUUACACACACACACACACACACACACACACACUUAUUGGGAAAAUGGUAUUAGCUAAAUUAUUUUAAAAACUCUUCUUUUAUCUUCAUUAAGAAAUUCCCUUUUUAUAAUUGAGGUGUUUCAUUCCAUAUUGGACCACAAAACUUUUGUUUGGUAUCCGGUUCCACUGCUCCAUUUUACUAAGUGUGUUGACCUUCUUUCAUAUCUUAAUUACAUUGAAUGAACUGUAUUUUAUGUUGAUUAAUCUCUUUACUACAGCCAUUUACUUUUAGUUGUAUUAAUAUUUGCAAUAAGUUAAAUAGAUGGCAAUGUGUUCUUACUGAAAAAACAACCAAACAAAAAAACAGUUUCUUUUUGUCAGCUUUAUGUGCCGCUUCAGGGUGCUUUCAUACACAGACUUCAGGCAUGGAUUCCAGUAUACUUGACCCUAAAGUUUGGCAUGUUUAUGUUACAUGAACACUCCAUAUCAUGCCUGGGUACAGAUCACCAUAUCAGGCUUAAGGCCAGUUGAAAGGGUGGUCUUGAACGUGGUAGAGUGUAUGUGGGUACAGCUCGAACCAGAUAUGAAAGCCAAUUGUCCAUGAAAAAUUGAAGUGGAUGGCUGUUUAGAGCCUAAAAUCAGCAACACAUUUGUCUCCUUCAAAAUCUGAGUGCAUGCAGCAUGUGCCAGCUCCUUUUGUCACUUUUUUCUGACCAGUGUUGAGGGACGUUACUUUUUAAAUAACUAAUUACAUUACAAAUUUGCUGUCUUUAAAAAGUAAUCAGUUACAUUACAGCGUUACUUUCUGAUAAAAGUACUUUUACAUUGAAGAAAAUGAAAACUCCUUUGUUAUUCCUUAUGCAUGUUGUUUUAGUCAAGACCUUUUUAAUUAUUCUACCAUCAUCACUUAGCGAAAUUUGGCUCAUAAUCUGUUAACUACUAAUACCCCUAUCUUACUGACGCAGUUUUGUGCGGUGGCCGUAAGUACGGUUCAUCAUGAUUCACCGUGAGUUUUGGCGCUGUGAUUAGGUUUCCAUCUUUCUGUGUGUCUUUGCAUAAUGUCGAGUGGUCACUCGCACUGCUUCUUACUGCGAGUCAAACUUCAUAGGUAAGAUAGAGGUUUAACAACAGGAAUAACAGGGGGGCAGGUUAUCAGGGGCGGGGCUUGUAGGACGAAUUUCACACACAAACUAACGGAAUGACUGCUGUCUGGCUCACGGAUUACAUAAAUUGUUGAAAAUAAAUCUAUAUAACUUAAAUGGCAGACCUACUGUAACACGUUAAAAUACUCGUUACAUCAAAAAAGUAAUCGUUACUUUGUAAUGCGUUACACCCAACACUGUUCCUGGCAUAAUAUCAAUGAUAUGUUAACUUUGUUGUACUUGUCUUCUCUUUUAGUUUAUUGUUGGCUUGCAAACCAACUACUGCAUACUGCCAGCUUCUGUAUCAGAGAGAGCAAAAAUAUGUAAAUGUAUUCAGGUAUGAAGCAAUAUUACUAAUGUGAAAGCUGGCCAGUAGAGGAGUGAGGAAGGCCUGCAAUCAAUUUUUGGGUAGUUUACAAAUCAUUUGUGCCUAAUGAGAAAGCAGCCUUAAACACAAUUUGUUUGUUUACUUUCUGUUAUGAUCACUUCUGGAAACACAAUUAUAUUACUCGGACUUAUAGAAUCAGAAGAAGUUAUUCCCUAUUGUGUAACUCUGUGUGUGAAGUAUAUUUUUGGAUUUACUUUCUUGUCUCAGAUUACAUAUUGUUUGCUUGUAUUUCUUCAUGCUUUGACCUUAUCAAUAACCAUUUAUAACCUUUCAAUGUUUAGGU